GGGCUGUGACACCGUGGGGCUGUGCUGUCCUGGGGCUCACUGUAAGGCAGCACAGCCUGGGCUGGUACCGGUGCAGGUGCCGGCGCGGUUGCCGGUGCUGGUGUCGGUGCAGGUGCAGGGGCAGCAGCAGGUGCCGGUGGGAGCACGGAGCAGGUGCCGGUGCCAGUGCGGGGUGCGGGCUGUCGCCCCCCCGGGCGGCGCGGGGCGGGCGGUGGGCCGGCGCCGCCCCUCCCCCGCGGGAUGGCUGCGGGGCCCCGGGGGUUUCCCCGGUAACGGCGGCGAUCGGCUCCCGGAGGGUUAACGGGGGCGGCGGUGUGUCCGGGGUCAGAGCAGCCGAGCCGGGCCGGUGCCGGUGCCAGGGUCUCCGCCCGGUGCCCCCCGCGCUCCCCCCGCGCCGCGGGCGCGGCGCACAAAGGCGGCGGGGCCGGGGCGGCGGUAACGGGGACCGAGUCUCCCCCCGCUGCCUCCGCCCCGCUCCCCCGCACAGGCCGGGCCCCCCCGGAACGGUAACGGCGGCGGCGGCGCCCCCGGGCCGGCCCCAUGGACGCCCGAAGUCGCCGAGGGGCCGGGAUUUGAGGCGGGGGCCCGGCGCCCGCGCCAUGGGGAACUCGGUGAGUCGGCCCAGCUGCCUGGGCGAGAAGAGCCGGCGGCCGGAGGAGCUCCUGCGGGAGCCAGGGCUGGACGCGGGGCAGCCAUCCGCCGGAGGCGGCACGGAGGCCUGGCCGGGGCUGCUGGAGAAGGCGCCGGUGCCGGUGGAGAAUGGCUGGAGCCCGGUGCCCGGUGCCAGCCGGAGCCGACCGGGCAGCCCGGUGCUGAGGCGCAGCCAGUCCGAGGUGGCGGUGCAGAACGGGGGCGCGGCUGGAGUUGCGGUGAGGGGGCAGAUGGGGGGCGCAGCCUGGACCCCCCCCCGAGCCAGCGUUCCCCGCAGCACCUGGUCCUGGAAACCCGUCACCACCCGGGAGGUGACAGAGGUGACGGAGGUGACCGAGACCAUCGUGACGGAGAUCGUGGAGGUGACCGAGUACCCGGCGGGUGAGAAGGGUGGCGAGCCCGUGGUCACCCGGACGGUCACCGUGCUGACGGAGUGCGUGGGGGAGCUCACUGCUGCUGCCUGCGCCGGACACACGGAUGGCGCUGAGGUGUCCCCACGGGCUGUCCCCGUCCCGGAGGAGGCAGCGGAGCGGGGCCAGGAGACGCUGGAGCGGCUGCUGGCCUGGGUGGCCGACAUGGAGGAGCUGGUGAGCAACCAGAAGCCGCCGUCGGCGGAGGCGAAGGUGGUGAAGGCGCAGCUGGAGGAGCAGAAGCUCCUGAAGCGCCUGCUGGAGGAACGGAGGCCACGCGUGGAGCUCGUCCUGCAGGACAGACUGACGGCACAGGGCUCUGGCACCGCCGCGCCCGAGGGCAGCGCCGGCCUCCUCAGCCUCGGCGAGAGGUGGGACAAGCUGAUGCAGGAGGCUGAGGCCAGGUACGGCUGCCUGGAGCGGAUCCUGCCCGCAGCCCAGGGCUUCCAGGAGGCCGUAGACGCCUUCCAGGAGUGGCUCGGUGCCACAGAGCGGCAGCUGGCCCAGCUCUGGCGCGCUGACGGCUGCGUCGGCCGCGUGCAGGACGCCCACCAGCAGACCCAGGCCCUCUGUGAGGAGAUCCGUGGGUGGCUGGGAGAGCUGGAUGGUGCCCUGGAGAGCGGACAGCGGGUCCUGGAGAUGGUGACAGGGGAGGAGGCCCAGCUGACACAGGAGAAGAUGGAAUCGCUGAGGAUGAGGUACCUCAUCGUGGGCCAGAGCAGUGCUGACACCGCACACCGGCUGGGACAGACCCUGGAGGCCUCGUCUCGCCUGGGCACGGCCCCUGAGGACCUGGCACUGUGGCUGAGCCGCAUGGAGAAGGAGCUGGGCGAGCAGGAGAGCCAGCAGGAUGGCCAGGAGCCCUCAGUCACUGCCAGUGACAGGGAGAAGUUUGAGCAGGUCCUGGAGUCCCAGCUCAGCCGUGUGGCUGGGCUGGGUGAGCGACUGGAGGAGAUCGGCCGCGUGCAGCUGGAUGCCGAGGCUCUGCGCUCGCAGCUCUCCGAGCAGAAGCUGCUCUCCGCCGAGAUCCUGCACUGCCGGGGCCUGGUUGAGCGUCUGCUGAGCUUCUCGGAGCCGCUGCUGCGCUGCUGCCCCGAGCCCCUGCGGCAGCGCCUUCAGCCGUCCGUGCAGGCGCUGCGGGAGCGCACGGAGCAGCUCUCCCUGCGCAGCGGAGCCUGUGCCGUGCAGCUGGAGCACGCCCAGUCCCUGCUCACCCAGUUCUCCGAGGCCCUCGAGGAGCUGCUGCCCUGGCUGGAGGAGACGCAGGCCCUGGGCGUGCAGCUCUCCCCCAACGCCAUCAGCUACGAGGCCUUCAAGGAGCAGCAGGCGCUGCUGCAGAGCCUGCGGGAGGCCAUCGCCGAGCACCGGCCGCUGGUGGGGAAGCUGCAGCGCGUGUCGGCGCAGCUGCUGGAGCUGAGCCCGGAGCAGGGAGCCCCGUUCCAGCGGCGCUGGCAGGAGCUGGAGGAGCAGUACGGCCACAUCCGCGAGCGUGUGCGCCAGGCAGCGGCUCUGCUGGAGGAUGCCCUGCCGCGGUACAGCCAGCUGUCGGAGCGCAUGGAUCUGCUGCUGGAGUGCCUGGAGCGGCUGCAGAGCCGGCUGCAGAGCCAGCCCCCUGUCCGCGGCGACGCGGCCCACCUGCGGGAGCAGAUCCGGGAGAACAGCCUGGCCCUGGGCGAGCUGGAGAAGCUCGGGGUGGCCCUGGAGGGCAUCCGGGCGCAGGGCGAGGAGCUGCUGGCCACCAUGCAGGCGGUCAGCUCCGACGCCGCCGCCAGAGGGAUCCAGGAGCGCACGGCACAGCUGCUGGCACAGUGGGGCUGCCUCCGCGGCCGCUGCCAGGAGCGGGAGCGCUGGCUGCGGGAGCUGCUGGCGCUGGCCGAGCGCUUCUGGCACGGGCUGUCUGAGCUGGCCGUGGCGCUCGGUGACACCCAGCAGCUGGUGCUGGGGCUGGAGGAGGCCGGCGGCGAGCCCGAGGCCAUCCGCACGCGGCUGCGCACCAUGCAGGCACUGCGGGAGGAGAUCGACGCGCUGCAGGGUGAGCUGGACACGCUGGGCAGCCUGGGCGUGGAGCUGAUGGCCUCCUGCGGGGACCCCGACAAGCCCGACGUCACCAAGAGCCUGGACGAUCUCUACUCCUCCUGGCACAGCCUGAGCCGGGUGUGGACGGAGCGCAACGGGCGCCUCGAGGAGCAGCUCCAGGCCGCCCUCAGCUACCAGGACACCAUGCAGCGGCUGCUGGAGUGGCUGGACGCAGCCGAGCUGCGCAUCGCCGAGGAGUUCCUGGUCGGCGGGGACCUGGACAUGGUGCAGCAGCAGCUGGCGGAGCUCAAGGUGCCACCCUGUGCCACGCGGGGCCGUGGGGGCCGGGAGGGCGGAGAGGAAGGUGGGGUGACCCCGGCGCUCCGUCCCCAGGUGCUGCGGACAGACGUGAUGUCCCACGCGCGCACCGUGCAGUCGGUGACCGAGGCGGGGCAGGGGCUGCUGCUCUCCAGCCUGGGGGAGAGCGUGGAGGGGCUGCAGCGCAGCCUCCAGCAGCUGGGGCAGCGCUGGGACCUGGUGCGCAGCGAGACCGAGAGCCGGCAGCUGGAGCUGGAGAACAACCUGAGCCAGGUGCAGGACAUCACCCUGGAGAUCACCGAGCUGCUGCAGUGGCUGGAGCAGGUGGAGCUGCAGCUCUUCUGCUCCAAGCCGGCCUGGGGCCACCCGGAUGCCACCAAAGAGAAGCUCAACGCGCACCUGGAGCUGUGCCGGGAGCUGGAGGCGCGGGCCGUGAGCUACCGGGGUCUGCGGGAGCGGCUGCAGCGGCUGCUGGACUCGUGCCGCGCGGGCCGGCCCUGCAGCACCGAGCACAGCCUGCGGCUCCUGGAGCAGAAGUGGGAGAGCGUCCAGGCCGAGGCCCAGGAGAGGAAGGAGCGCCUGGCCGAGGGGCUGACCGUCACCACCGAGUUCCACGGCUCCGCGCAGGAGCUGCUGCGCUGGGUGGCCCACGCCGAGGAGCUGCUGGGGUCCCCCGCGCCCCCCAGCUUCGUCCUCGACACCGUCACCGCCCAGAUCCAGGAGCACAAGGCAAGAGCGGGCGGGGCCGGCGCCCUGCGCUCGGGGCCGGUUCGUGGAGCUGGGUCUGCCCGAGGGCUCCUGCGUGGCCCCUGCAGGGAUCUGCUGCGAGUGGGAUGUCUGUGCUCCGUGCCCAGCCCAGCGUGUGCCUGCCAUGGUCUCCUGGCCAUGGUGGCACCCCCAGG
This is a messenger RNA of Parus major (Great Tit), 4297 nucleotides long. RefSeq names its product dystonin-like. The transcript has 20 exons. The annotation marks the transcript as partial. NCBI's taxonomy places the organism in Eukaryota, Metazoa, Chordata, Aves, Passeriformes, Paridae. Gene Ontology annotation, biological process: hemidesmosome assembly; cytoplasmic microtubule organization; wound healing. The record is from RefSeq and is a predicted model, not a curated record. Gene Ontology annotation, molecular function: microtubule binding; structural molecule activity. Gene Ontology annotation, cellular component: hemidesmosome; intermediate filament; focal adhesion.